Messenger RNA from Protopterus annectens (West African lungfish), 1569 nucleotides. RefSeq names its product cell wall protein TIR4-like. The transcript has a single exon. Lineage: Eukaryota; Metazoa; Chordata; Ceratodontiformes; Protopteridae. The coding region runs from base 1 to 1569 and encodes 522 amino acids. The record is from RefSeq and is a predicted model, not a curated record.
AUGCAGAGGUUAACUGCUGCCACGUAUGACACAUCUCCACAGCUUGUUCUGAGCAGUACUGCCAUUUCUAGUGCCACAUACGACACUGCUGUACAGCUUGUUCCGAGCAGUACUGACAUUUCUAGUGCCACUUAUGACACUGCUCUACAGCUUGUUCCGAGCAGUACUGAAAUUUCUAGUGCCACUUAUGACACUGCUCUACAGCUUGUUCCGAGCAGUACUGACAUUUCUAGUGCCACUUAUGACACUGCUCUACAGCUUGUUCUGAGCAGUACUGAAAUUUCUAGUGCCACUUAUGACACUGUUCUACAGCUUGUUCCGAGCAGUACUGGAAUUUCUAGUGCCACUUAUGACACUGCUCUACAGCUUGCUCCGAGCAGUACUGACAUUUAUAAUGCCACUUAUGACACUGCCCUAGAGCUUGUUCCGAGCAGUACUGAAAUUUCUAGUGCCACUUAUGACACUGCUCUACAGCUUGUUCCGAGCAGUACUGACAUUUCUAGUGCCACAUACGAAACUGCUCUACAGCUUGUCCUGAGCAUGUCUGCCAUUUCUAGUGCCACUUAUGAUACUGCUCUACAGCUUGGUCCGAGCAGUACUGCCAUUUCUAGUGCCACUUAUGACACUGCUCUACAGCUUGGUCCGAGCAGUACUGACAUUUCUAGUGCUACUUAUGGCACUGCCCUACAGCUUGUUCUGAGCAGUACUGACAUUUCUAGUGCCACUUAUGACAAUGCUCUACAGCUUGUUCCGAGCAGUACUGACAUUUCUAGUGCCACAUACGACACUGCUGUACAGCUUGUUCCGAGCAGUACUGACAUUUAUAGUGCCACUUAUGACACUGCUGUACAGUCUGUUCUGAACAGUACUGACAUUUCUAGUGCCACUUAUGACACUGCUCUACAGCUUGUUCCGAGCAGUACUGACAUUUCUAGUGCCACUUAUGACACUGCUCUACAGCUUGUUCCGAGCAGUACUGAAAUUUCUAGUGCCACUUAUGACACUGCUCUACAGCUUGUUCCAAGCAGUACUGACAUUUCUAGUGCCAUUUAUGACACUGCUGUACAGCUUGUUCCGAGCAGUACUGACAUUUAUAGUGCCACUUAUGACACUGCUGUACAGUCUGUUCUGAACAGUACUGACAUUUCUAGUGCCACUUAUGACACUGCUCUACAGCUUGUUCCGAGCAGUACUGACAUUUCUAGUGCCACUUAUGACACUGCUCUACAGCUUGUUCCAAGCAGUACUGACAUUUAUAGUGCCACUUAUGACACUGCUCUACAGCUUGUUCCGAGCAGUACUGACAUUUCUAGUGCCACUUAUGACAAUGCUCUACAGCUUGUUCCGAGCAGUACUGACAUUUCUAGUGCUGCAUACGACACUGCUGUACAGCUUGUUCCGAGCAGUACUGACAUUUAUAGUGCCACUUAUGACACUGCUGUACAGUCUGUUCUGAACAGUACUGACAUUUCUAGUGCCACUUAUGACACUGCUCUGCUGUACAGCUUGUUCCGAGCAGUACUGACAUUUAUAGUGCCACUUAUGACACUGCUGUACAGUCUGUUCUGA